Acipenser ruthenus (sterlet) is the source of this 1355-nucleotide messenger RNA. It is a transcript of the gene perp, whose product is annotated as p53 apoptosis effector related to pmp22. NCBI's taxonomy places the organism in Eukaryota, Metazoa, Chordata, Actinopteri, Acipenseriformes, Acipenseridae. The transcript has 3 exons. Gene Ontology annotation, biological process: cell-cell adhesion. Bases 188 to 736 code for a protein of 182 amino acids. Gene Ontology annotation, cellular component: cell-cell junction; membrane. The record is from RefSeq and is a predicted model, not a curated record.
GCCCAGCCCGCAGGUCUCUCAUGGAGCAGGUUAGCUGAUUAUGUUACACAUUGCUCACUCGGGCGGGGCUAUCUAUCUUUGUUAAAGAGCUGUAAAAGUACGACACGGCCAGAAGGAUCAGACAUUUUGUCAAGCUUUCCCCAGCAGUUCUUUUUUUAUAUAGCAAGUUAGUGUUUGUGUGUUUAAGAUGUUUCGGUGUGGAAUUGCCUACCCAAGGUGCAGAUGGAUCCUGCCACUUCUACUGCUUUUUGCCGUUAUUUUUGACAUUAUUGCCAUUGCUGCAACAUCUGGCUGGGUCGACGACUCCAAAACGCAUUAUGCGAAUAUGUGGCAACAGUGCCGGGGACCAAAGGAACCCUAUGAAUGCAAAUCUCUCAUGGAUUAUGCAUGGGCCAAAGCCGUCGCUGCCCUGAUGAUCAUUGGCCUGAUACUGCUUAUCAUUGCAUUCAUUGUGUCCCUUGUGACCCUCUGCACACUGAGGCUUAGUCUGCUGCGUGUCGUGGGACUCCUUCUCCUUAUUGCAGUUGUUUUACAGAUCAUCGCUCUGAUCGUUUACCCAGUGAACUUCAACAACUUAAUCUUCGAGGGACACUACGACUACAGCUGGGCGUAUGGCUUUGGUUGGGGUGCAACCAUUAUCAUGCUUGGCUGCGGCAUCCUCUUCUGCUGCCUUCCCAACUACGAAGAUGAGCUGACCGGCAUGGCCAAGACCAAGUAUAUCUACAGCAGUGAAUAGAGACCCGGGGGAGAGGAAGAGGCACACAGACACAAGCUUCCACUGGAACACGCAGGAGCUGUUUUAAUUCCUGGUAAUGCCAGUGUAUGUCCCUUUAUUUGAUGCACGGCGGGCACACACCAGCAUUACAUUGAAUUAAAACAUCCCAAAGGAUUUUGUUCAAGAGGAAAAUGUUUCUGAAUUGCAUUAGUUAUAAGAGUAUUUUCUUUAUAUUUCUAACAGAGACGUUCAGCAGCAAAGGGACUUGGUAGAGUUUCAAAUGACGCUGUUGCAUUUUAUUGAAUCCAAGGUGAAUCAAAUUCAGAAGUUUCUUCACCAGCUCAAAGAAAUGUAGGGGGACAAGUGUGAGCAAUGAUGCUUGGACAGGUAGCAACGAUUAAUUUCUCUAAUGAGCAUACUUUUUCCAAGGCAUGUCUGGGAACUGUAAAGAGACUUUUUUGGCCAGGUGUUUUGUGGGUAAUUGAGUUGUGUGUCAGGUAGUGCUGCAUUGUUAGAACUUGGCAAUUAUAUGCAUGGCAGUUCAAAUAGGAUAUGAAAGAAUUGAAUGUACAGAGGAGAAAACUACCAAGUCCUACAAAAACACUGCUGUUUUAAUGUAAUGAUAUAUGGUAACAUUAAA